AUGGCUGCGAGGCUUGACCAUGCUGAGAUAGAUGACCAUGCAUUAGCAGUUACUCUGUCUUUGAGUAAAUAUGAUGGCAACUGCUUUCAGAAAUCUAAGCAUUUGGUGAAGCGUGUUGAUCCAGAAAUGGAUGGAUACCCUCAGGAACAAUCCCAUUUAACAAACAAAUGGUUGAGCUCAAAGUCAUCGAAGAAGAUACCUCUGACUGCUGUUACUUCUGUCAUUGAUGGCUUGAAAAAACUUUAUAUCGAAAAGUUAAAGCCUUUGGAAGUUACAUACAAGUUCAAUGAUUUCAUCUCCCCUUUGCUGGUGGAGAUGGAGUGCAAGGUGAAGCAGUUUACAAUUGGUUGA
This is a messenger RNA of Miscanthus lutarioriparius, 351 nucleotides long. NCBI's taxonomy places the organism in Eukaryota, Viridiplantae, Streptophyta, Magnoliopsida, Poales, Poaceae. The record is from the annotation of a GenBank genome assembly.